Messenger RNA from Leptidea sinapis, 1367 nucleotides. RefSeq lists its product as uncharacterized. NCBI's taxonomy places the organism in Eukaryota, Metazoa, Arthropoda, Insecta, Lepidoptera, Pieridae. The record is from RefSeq and is a predicted model, not a curated record. Bases 66 to 1001 code for a protein of 311 amino acids. The transcript is spliced from 2 exons.
UAGCCGCCGCGCAGGCCACACGACGCGUCGGUGAUGCAGCUCGUGAUCACCACAAUCUGAGGAACAUGUCGCAAUACUGGCUCAUCAUCACUCUGAUAUGGUUCGGGUCUGCGAGCUCACAGUACAUCAACAUGGGCGGCCCGGACACCUCCGCCCCCUACCCGCUGCAGGCCACGCCGCACGUGAGCUACGCAGGCGCGAGGAGCGAACCCGUCGUCCUGCAGAACGACCACAACUUGGACGCAAACGACUUUUACAGACGAGAUGAGGACCUAAGUGAGUUGUUAAGAAGGAGGAGAUCCAUUGACCAGACUGGACAAAGCACUUCCGCCGGAUAUCAAUGGAGACCUAACUUUUUAGAUGUCGAAUCAUCGAGCGACCAUGGAAGCACUGAUGAAAUCGACGAAAAUACCACUCCACUAGAGAAGAGGAGCUUUAGCCCUUGGGGCGGCAAGAGGAACGAGAUUCACGCGGGCCGCAUGCUGACGUGGAAGCGCGCAGUCCGGGAGCCGAGCAUGCCCAAACGAGUGAGGUUCAGUCCGUGGGGCGGCAAGCGGAGCGGCCACAAGGUGUACAAGCCGGGGGCGGACGGAGCCAAGGUGAUAUUCUCCGCGUCCAUCCCGGAACUAACGCGCAUCGUAUCUAAUUAUUUACCUAAAGCACAAACGUUAGACAUGGCUGGCUUCAAAUUUGUUCCGACACAAGACAAGAGACACCCGAUCAAAAUCCUCGCGCUUAGCACCCAAAUCGAUCAUCGGUCGCCGCGAGAUCCGUUACCGUUCAACGCCUUCCUAGACAACCUGCCCAAGACAUUCAAGCUCGGUCAUCCCUACCUCGACGUUAACCUCAAAAAAGAUGGCAAAAGAAAAGUGAAAUUUAGUGCGUGGGGUGGGAAAAGAUCGCCACCGAUUAUAGGACCAAUCUGGACACCGACUCCGGAAGACCUGAAGGAUGCUGACCUGAACUCCAUCGUUAUCAUCCGAAACGAUAAUAUUAUCUAGGAUGGAUUCUGAACGACAAUAUGUGAUUGUAGCGCCCGAACUGAAUUUGAAAACAAUGAAGAUUAAAAAAUUAUCUAAUUUAACGUUAGCAUUAGAAUUUAAGUGACUCUUUCUACAAAAUAUUUUUGGAGUGUAGAAUGUUCGGCCUUUAACACAUUGUCUUCGGCAAACGGCUGGACUUGCCCAAGACAAGAACUGAUACUGACUACAUUACUUUUAGAGGUUACUUAUAAAAUAUAAUUUUAUUGAAAUUAAUUCCAAAAAUUGUGAACGUCUUAUAGUCAAUAGGGGCUACACAUGUCUAAUACUAUAAUGUUAUUGUUAAAAAUACGCGCAAUUUGUUGGUAAUAAACAAGUAUUAAAACA